AUGUCAUCCCAAUCCUACCCCGACAUUGACUUCACCAUCAAAGGCAAAAUCGGAAUAAUCAAGUUCAACCGCCCCAAGUCUCUCAACUCCUUCGGCGGCUCCCUCAUCCCCUCGACCAUCGCCGCCCUGCGCGUCCUCAACUCGCAUCCAGAGACAAUUUUCACGGUGCUCACAGGCGAAGGGCGCUUUUUCUCCGCCGGUGCGGAUGUCAAAGGUAUCGCUGGUGGGAAUGACGGCGAUGCCAAUGCCAGCGAUGCCGAGAAGAAGUUGGGAUUUCUCGGGCGGUUUAGCUAUGCCCAGGAACUACUUCGCAGCAUGAUCGAUCAUACCAAAGUGCUCAUUCUCGCGCUCAACGGGCCUGCGGUCGGUGGCGGUGCCGCCUGGUUCCCCGGCAUCGCAGACAUCGUCCUGGCCUCCAACACCGCAUGGCUUCAAUGCCCCUUCUCCGCUCUAGGCCUUGUGCCAGAGAACGGCUCCGCCCUCUCCUUUGCGCAAUCCAUCGGCAUCCACCGCACAAACGACUUCCUCAUGUACAACUACGUCUGGGACGCCACAGGCGACGCGUUCCAGCAAAAGGUUGUAUCCUUUCUUGAAGAGCAAUUGGCAGAUAAAGAUGGCAAGAGCAUGAUUGAAAUGAAGCGCCUGCAAAACGCGCCGAUUAGGGAUCAGAGGAUGAUAGCGGUAGUGAAUGCCGUGGACGCGUUGGUCGAGCGCUUCGUCGAGGGCGCGCCGAAGGAGCGGUUUGAAAUCAAGAAGAAAGAGCUCGAGGAGAAGAGUAAGGCGAGGGCGAAGAUUUGA
Molecule: messenger RNA, 798 nt
Organism: Parastagonospora nodorum SN15
Lineage: Eukaryota; Fungi; Ascomycota; Dothideomycetes; Pleosporales; Phaeosphaeriaceae
Exons: 6
Coding region: 1-798 (265 amino acids)
Biological process (GO): fatty acid beta-oxidation
Cellular component (GO): peroxisomal matrix
Source: RefSeq, a predicted model, not a curated record